AUGCAAAGCCAGUUUGAAGCGUUGGUUCAACAACUUUUGGAGUCCAUGAAUUUACCGGACCCCAAUAAAUGUAUUUUCAACUUCACCAACAAGGAACUCCCUAAAGAAGUAUGCAGAACGUUGAGCCUUGAACCUAACUUUGGAUUGCAGAUUCAGAAUAAGAAGGCUCUCAUCCCUCAAGUCAUCAAGGAUUUAGAGCAGUGUGUAGGUGCAGUCAAAUUAGAUGACUGUAGUGAUACUGAUUUGUCUGCAGCUAAGGAAAAUUUAAGAGCAAGAAGCAUUAACAUUGUGUCUAAUUUUUGCAAAAUUAAUGCACGUUCUGAAGAUCGUUUGAUGUUAAAUAGAGACCUUAUCGUCACAAAGAAGUUUUUGAAAGAAAAUAGUGACCUGGUGGUAUCAAAAUCGGAUAAAGGGAACUCUACGGUCAUCAUGUUUAAAGAAGAGUACGAGAGGGAGAUGGGUGUUCUGAUUAAUGACAGAACAACUUACCAACCGUUACAUCGAGAUCCAACUCUCAAAUUCCAAAAAAGGGCCAAUGAUUUGGUGGCGGAUUUGUCAUCUACGGGUAUUAUAGACGAAGCUGAAGCGAAAAUUCUUCAGUCGAACUACACUCUAGCGCCACGGAUUUACGGCCUGCGUAAGACACAUAAGCCAACGUGUAAAUUGCGUCCGGUUGUUAGUUGUGUACAAUCUCCUAGUUACAAGUUGUCUCGAUUUGUACAUGAAAUUUUGACACCAGUAGUUGAAAAAUUUAGAUUUAAUUUGCAAAAUUCGUUCCAAUUUGUAGAAUUUAGUAAAACUGUCGAGUUAGAGAAUGACUAUAGAUUAAUAUCACUUGAUGUGGUUUCGUUAUUCACAAAUAUCCGCAAGGAUUUAGUUUUGAAAGUGAUUAACGAGACGUGGGAUAAUAUUAAACACUUAGUUAAAGUACCGAAAGAUAAGUUGAUUAAGUUGGUUGAAUUUUGUUUUGAAACGAGCUAUUUCAGUUUUGGGGGAACAUUGUACGGUCAGGUAGAGGGUUGCAGUAUGGGGAAUCCGGCUAGCCCGGUGCUAGCCAACUUAAAAAUUGAGGCAUUGUUACGGAAUAAUGGUUAUCCAAAGUCGUUAAUUCUUGCGUCGGUUAAUAAAUUUAAGGAAAAGACUGUGAACCAAAGAGUCGUUGGUGAGAGGAGGUCGAAUUUUAUUAAAUAUUGCCGGUUUCCUUUUAUUCCGGGGUUGUCACACAAGAUCAAUAAUUGUUUCAUAGGCACGAAUGUCAGGUUAGCUUAUUAUAAUGUCGCUAAGAUUAAGUCCUUAUAUUCUAAGCUGAAAGAUCCAGUACUCCAGGAUCAGAGAGCAGGUGUCGUGUACAAAAUUCCAUGCUCGUGUGAGCUAUGUUAUAUUGGACAAACCAAACAAUAUUUGAAAAAUAGAAUUCAGCAACAUAAGAACAGUUGUCGGGAUGUAAAGAUCUUGGAUAACAAUAAAACGGCGUUGGCUUUGCAUUAUUUUGACUCGGGUCAUAGGUUUAAGUUUGACGAGGUUAAAAUCUUGGACUUAGAAAACAACUGGCAUAAAAGAUCUGUGAGUGAGAUGGUGUGGAUUAAGCUUAAUGAUACGGUCAACAAGCGUACGGAUACCCAAAACCUGAGUGCAAUAUAUAAUGAAAUUUUAUCGACAUAUAAAAAUUAUAUUUCCUGA
Messenger RNA from Cotesia congregata, 1680 nucleotides. Lineage: Eukaryota; Metazoa; Arthropoda; Insecta; Hymenoptera; Braconidae. The record is from the annotation of a GenBank genome assembly.